Molecule: messenger RNA, 4868 nt
Organism: Penaeus chinensis
Lineage: Eukaryota; Metazoa; Arthropoda; Malacostraca; Decapoda; Penaeidae
Product: thyroid adenoma-associated protein homolog
Exons: 10
Coding region: 1-4314 (1437 amino acids)
Biological process (GO): tRNA methylation
Cellular component (GO): cytosol
Source: RefSeq, a predicted model, not a curated record
AUGUUUGACUGUGACAGAGAGUCCUCAGCCCUACAGCAGCAUCCAGUAUUACCAACUGGUCUAACAGAGUCCCUUAAGGUGAACCAUCUGGCAUCAGCUGGUACUAAUGUAUACAAGAUAGUGCUUAGCCAGUUAUCUGUCCAUGCUUGGCGUCAGCAUUUCCUCCAUAUUAUUUGUGAUGGUUUACACAGCCAAGAAAGGAUGAUCCAACAGCAUGUUCUCACACUGUGGCUUCCACCCACUCUCCGUCAAUAUGGCAGUGUAUAUCAAGAGCUGAUAGCCUUGUGCCAGGAUUGCUCUUCAGGCUGGCUUGCACGCAUGGCUGUCUUGAGAGUUGCUCGUAGUCUUGGUGUUUUGGACUUGCGAGAUAAUUCAGAUGUAGAAAUGGAGAGAAAUGAGAGGCAAGAGGGAAGUGGAGGAGGUACUGAAAUGACAACAGAGUCUGUUAUGGGCUGCGUUGAAUCUGCUCUCUGUUGUAUAGAUGAGGUGGUAAGGGGAGAAGCACUUGCUUUCCUGUGCUGUACUCAGAAGGGAUCCCAGCCAGUUUCUUCUAGAGAAAGUGAACUGUUGAGAGAGUUCUUUAAAUGGAAUAUGAAUAUUGAUUCGGCCCCAUUCCGACAAAGUAUCAUCAAAUGCUACAAAGCUCUUGUGGUUAGACUUCGAGACACUUGUCAUGCUGAGCUGAAGAAAUCAGGUUACAAAGCUAGAGACUCAGAAGGUCCAUCAAGAGCCGCACUGCUUGAGAAGUUGCCAGUGCUGAAGGUGAACUGUGAAUUUUUGAUAUGGCUUGUACAUUUCCUCCAUGAUAACCUUACACCUGAAGGAAAUUACCAAAGAAGAAUCCUGUCUCUGCAGUUGUACAGAGAAACCCUUUUAGCAUUUUAUGAGAGAACAAAGUCAGGUAAAUAUUCCAUAAAUGCAAGUUAUGCAACUGCUUGUGGGUUCAUCAAUUCUGUUAGCGCAGAUGGAGUCAUUCAUAAGGUUGUGGAUUUCACUCUACCCUGGACACAAGAAAUAUUACUUACACUAUGUAUGGAUGAAAUGAAUGACAUACGAGAAGAAGCUGAAUGGACUCUAAGAAUUUUGGAGUAUUCAAAAAAUUCUCUGUGUUAUUCGGAUGCCCAUUUGUGGUUGAUGAGGGGACUGUCUAUGUGCGAUUCUCCAAAAGCAAGUUCUGCCGAAAGUGGAGCUACUCUUGUAAAGGUUGUCACGUCGGCUUGUCAUGCAAGUGGUCACAAUAUCACCACUAUGCUAAAGGCUAAGGAUUGUCAAAGCUUACUGGCUUUCCUGUUUUGCCGUGUAGAAGAGCAGUUUGAAGCUGCACAGGAAAACCUUCUACUAGCUUCACAGAGGGGUCCAAUCCAUGGAUCUUUAAUGGCUUUGGGCUAUUGCUUAUGCAGAGAUGUAUUUACUACAACAAUGCUAAAGGACGAGGUGCUGGAAUUCAUGACAAACCUAACAGACUUGUUAAUUAAUCUAACUGAAUACAUGCUCUCCAAACUGGCAUGUGCAUCCCCAAAUGGAUCAGCUUUUGCACCUUCUUUUGCUGAGAUGGGAGAAUCAAUAGAAAUGAUUAUAAAGGAAUGUGAAAGCAAAGGUGUUGAAGGGAACCUGUACAGUGAUGAGCACCUGCAGCACCAAGAAAAUAUGGAUGUAACAGUAGAAGAGGAAGAGGAGGUGGAUAUAGAAGAUAAUGCUAUCUCUGGGAACCAUCAGUUGAUUCUUGCAUGUUGUUGGCAAACCAUGAAGGCCUGUUGUGUUGUAACAAGUAUGAGUGUCACACAUUGGAUAGGACACCUAAAUGAAAGUCUUGUGGAGAAAUUGCUUCAUGGUGUUGUUGUAAGGGUUCUCACAGGUACCAGACACAAGGGGGCCAUGGAGGCUGCCAGAGCUUCUUAUGGUCAGCUCUGUUCUGUUCUCCUCGGCAGCAGCAACAACCUUGGUCAUCUCAUAUACAAGCAGGUGAAUGAAGUCCUUGAUCACAUAGAAUCGGGAGCUCAAACUUCAGUGACUCGUCGUGCGGCAGGAAUUGCAAUGAUGAUGCAGGUUGCCUGUGGGGCAGCACCUCGCACUAAUGUUGAUCUCAUUAAUACGACAGUUUUGAGGCUAAUCAACAUCAGCCAGGCAGAGUAUGAAGAACAAAACACAGUAGAUGCAUCUCCAGUUCUGGCACUUCACAUGCUGCAGUCUCUGGUGUUGCAUGCUCCCUUAGCACACCAUCUGCUUCUCCACCUCCCUGCCAUAACCAGUACCUGUCUGCAGGCCUUCACCAACCACUCAUGGGCACUAAGGAAUGCUGCUCUGCAACUGUAUGGGGCUGUAGUGCCACGAAUGGUUGGCCAGAAGAAGGUUCGAGAUGAUUCAUCUGUACUGAAUAGUCUGACAGCACCAGAGUUCCUAGCCAGACAUCCAUCCCUGGCUCAAUCCCUCCUGAAGAUGCUCAUGGGACCAGGAGUUAUGAAAGAAGAGUCAUACCAAAAUAAGGAGAGUACUUCAGAAUCUGAGAUUACAGAGAAAAGGAGCCCCUGUAAGGAUGCCAAUGACCCUGGGGACAGUAUGUCUAUUAAGGUGUCCUCUAGCUUAGUACCAGUGCUCAGCUUGUUAGCAAGAUUGUCACCAGGUACAGGAUUACAGCAGAAUGCUGAGGUUAAUGACAUACUCCAGCAUUACCGUACUGAGACAACAAGACUUUUAGAAUCACCCAUACACACUGUGCGUAGAUUAGCCUCUCUGGCUGUUGUUGCCCUUACUCCAUCAGAAGAUGUGUUACAACUUGUUCAUAGACAUGUUGAACUUCUGGAAGGACAUGGUAAAAUAACUAAUAAUGAAACUCAUGGAAGUCUUUUGACAUUAAUGAAUAUCUUGACGAGCUACCCAGACAUCCAAAAUAAUACCACAGUAAAAGGAAAGAUAACUACAGUAUUGUUAAGCCUGAUUAACUCAGAAAAUAGAUGUUAUGUUAACACUGUCCUUGCAGUGAGAAUUUGCCAGUUGCUUAAAACAAAUGUUAAUUUUGAGAAAUCUGUGGCACUUCACGACACUCAUCCAGGAGCAGCAGAGUACUUUCAGCUCCUGAGCAAAAUGAAAAUGAAAGAAGUAACUGGUAAUGAAAUGAGAAAAUGUUUAAUAUCUUGGAUAUCAGAUCAUGAUAUGGAAGAAAUCUGUUAUGAUUAUGUACAGGAACACAUAGGACAAUAUAAGAAUAGCCCAUGGUUGAAAGAUAUUGAAAAGCUCCUGUGGGAAAAGCUGGAGCAUCAUACCACAGUACAGUGGGGUCCAGUUUUAAACACUCUUCAUACAAUCAUCAAAGAACAAGGAUUUGUAACCCACACACCAUCUAAAGAUAGCUUAAAGAGUAUUUUGCACUUGCUCAAGGGAUACCAUGGUGUUAAAGUAGCAGCUCAAACACUCAGGGUUGUGUCAUAUCUUUUUAAAUGUAUAAGCUGCAAUCAGUGGCCAAACACAGAGAUCAGAACAGAGAUAUUAAGUGCUUUCUCAUCAUUAGUCAGUAAAUAUGCAGCACCAACCUCUACUGAAGAUUACCGGUUGGCGGCAAGUGAUGCUUUGAGGGUUGCCCUGAGAACAUUGUUAUUUUGUGAGCCUAAGUUGCACCCUCUCUACUGUGGACAACUAGUCUAUGCCUGUGUUGAGCUUCUGCAAGAUGAAGAUUCCACCAUCAGGGAUUCUGCUUGUCACAUAGUGGAGUCUCUGAGGCAUAACAUGAAUCAGAAUCUGGAAAGGGGUUCCACAGAAACAAAUGAUUUACCUCCAGAAACCAUUCAUUUACUUCAUCCAAAUAUCUCUUUAAGGGAAUAUUUUGGGCUCUUAGCCUCAUGGAGUGCCAGUAGGAGGGACUUGGCUUUUCUAAGGAUGUUAUGGAGAAUAGCUAGUAAUCAACAGCUAAGCCCUGCUGAAUCUAUCAAGGAUGAAGAAAGUACUGUAAAACCCAAGUCAUAUCUUUUUCAGUCACAUACCAUGAAUUUAUAUAAAGAGCCAAAAAACGUCAGUAUUAUCACAUCUGAAUUGUUGUUGAAAGCUCUGAAGGACCACAAAGGCUCACUGCAAUAUGAAGAAUGUGUGUGGCUUACAGAGGAGUGUGAGCAGCUUAACAGAUGGGGGCAGAUUCUUCACAAUCAGCUGUCCAGCAAUCCAGCACUAGCUUUACAGAAAGAGUUGCUUGUUGCAGUUAGCACAUACAUACUUGCUUAUGAGACCUUAUUACAGAUAAGUACAAUUUUAAAUGUUCAUAUAGAUCUUGCUUUUCCAAUAUCAUGGAAUUCUAGCAAGUUUUGCACUGUAGAUUUCAAGAAUUGAUAUUGAAAAAUACUGUAAAUUAUUUUGAAGAGUAAAUUAUGAAUUGGGUUGAAACAAAUAUAAUUUUUCAUUACCAAACCUCAUUCCAUUUCCAGUUUGAUCAAGGAUGGAAAAGUCUUUCCAUUCUGGUUUUAUUCUUUCCCUUUUGUGCUUGUAAUUGUAUGAUUCACAGUGUGAAUCACACUAUUUCAUUUUCAUAACUAACAGUAGCAAAUAUGAUGAAUACCUCUUCAGUUCAUGCAACCUAGUGAUAGGUAUUAGUAGCUUUUCUGGUAGCCUCUACACCUAUCCUAAUUAUCUCCAUUAUGCCUUAUAUAGUACAUUAUCUAAUAUCAUAUUAACAAUUUAUAGUUGUCUAACAUCUUGUAUUGUGAUAAUUCCCUAACUCAUUGGCCCCUAGUAUGAUUGGUCUCAUUAUACUAGUACUGUGGCAAAAAGAGUAAAAAUGAGUUAUCAGUUAGGAAAAGUGGACAGAAGAAGGGAUGAAGAAGAGAAGGAAAAGGGAAAGAGAAGAAAAGACCAAGCAAAAUGAGUCGAGGUGAGGCUUGAGGUCC